Molecule: messenger RNA, 1365 nt
Organism: Adineta ricciae
Lineage: Eukaryota; Metazoa; Rotifera; Eurotatoria; Adinetida; Adinetidae
Source: the annotation of a GenBank genome assembly
AUGGAUACUCCCCUUUGCAAUGCACUUCACAAAGAAAAUAAUGCAUUUUCAACAUUGCUCUAUUUACAUCUGGAUAGAUUAAAACAAUGGAGUUUGUCUAAAUGUGAAAUCUAUCGUGGAGUAACAAAAGAUAAUUUUGAUGAUUAUCAAAAAGCCAAAGAGAAUACAAAUCAUAUUAUUCAAAUCUGUGCAUUACAAUCCACUUCAUUAAGCAAAGAAGUAGCUAAAUGUUUUGCUGAUAAUGUAAAUCCAGAGAGUUACGCUAUUUUGUUUUAUUUUAAAUUUCCAAAUGAAUGUCCCACAGCAAUUCGAAUAAAUGNUCCACCGAGAUCAGUUAUCAUUGAACGUUUUCCAGCUGCACCGGAGAGACCACGUGAUAUCAUCAUUGAACGAUGGCUUCCAUAUGGACCUCAACCUGAACGUCGUACAAUUGUUGAAAGAGUCCAAAAUACUGUUACAUAUCCAGAGCCGCGUAAUAAAAUUAUUAUCUAUGAAGGGGUUGAUGCACGUGUUGUUCGACAAUUCGAAAAAGAUGGUGUGAUCAGAGAAGAUCCGGCGCAUUAUGUAGCCCGUUAUGGAGGAACACUUUUAGAUUCAUCAACACUUGUUCAAAUGGCUCGUAAUGCUGGUGUUUUUGAAGAUCUGUCACUCCCGGCAUUAACAUAUUCAAAUAUACGCGAAGGUGCUAUCAAUUAUGAAUUUUCAAGUGGAAACAGAUACGUGGAAGAUAAGCGAUACAUAAGUAGCAGCAGCGGCAGCUCUACUCGAAAACGUGGAUUAUUUAGUUUUGCUCAAUAUGGUCUACUUCCAGGUGAUUAUGUUUCUGGUAUGAAACUUGAUCGUACAUUUGUAAGACCAACAAACUUUGUGUUUCCUGCAUCAUCCCAAUGGUCGGUUCGAACUGCUAAAUAUACGACGCAACUAACUGAUGGUUAUGCUACAAGUGUUACUGUGGAAUUGAUCGAAGAUGGCCUUGUUCUUCAUUCUCGUACAAUCACCGAACAAGAAUACAACAACGCAACUAUUUCUUCAUCAGUUCCAAAAUUGCCAUGGAAUGAUUUCUUACAAGUUUUACGAGUAUUUAUGCUCGGAAACAAUCAAGAACGAGAAUCUGACAUUUCACGUGCUUUCGAUAUUCUCGAUCAAGGUAGAAGAGGUCUGUAUAAUCGAACAAUCAAUCUAUCUGAUGGUCUCAUCUCGCCCGAUGAAUUACGGGCAUUCUUAUCAAUUCUUACCGAUGAAUAUCGUGUUGAUCUUUGUAUUUUUCUGGCUGACACAGAUGGAUCUGGAAAGAUUAAUUUCUCGGAAUUCGCACGAAUGGUCAAAUCUGGAUUGGCGAGAGAUGUCAUCUGCGAAUGCGCUUAA